This is a messenger RNA of Habropoda laboriosa, 2115 nucleotides long. RefSeq names its product transcription factor TFIIIB component B'' homolog (gene Bdp1). Gene Ontology annotation, cellular component: transcription factor TFIIIB complex. Gene Ontology annotation, biological process: RNA polymerase III preinitiation complex assembly. The coding region runs from base 76 to 2115 and encodes 679 amino acids. The record is from RefSeq and is a predicted model, not a curated record. Lineage: Eukaryota; Metazoa; Arthropoda; Insecta; Hymenoptera; Apidae. Gene Ontology annotation, molecular function: TFIIIC-class transcription factor complex binding. The transcript has 6 exons.
GGUGAAGUAGUGUUCCUAGUUUACUUUCAGAUACGAUACUUAUGAGAACUGUUAUUGAUUUUAAUAACUUUAUAUAUGAGCAAAAUGAAACGUGCACGUAUAAAGGCUAUGGUUACAGUUCCAACUCGCAGAAAAGCAACACCUGUUGCACCUGUUAAUGAAAUUACUAAUUUAAUUGAGCACAAUGAGAAAGGUAAAAAUAUAUUUAAUGAUAUUUCUAUGACAUCACAACAAAUUUCAGAAAAUAAUUAUCAAGAAAAGCAAAUGCAGGAAAGUUUAGAUGGAGUGAAACAAUUACAAAAUGAACAAUUAGAUGUUGAUUAUCUAAAUAAUGAAUAUACAGAUGAAUCUAUACAAAAUUUUGAAGAAUCAAGAAAAGAGAUUGUACAGCCAUCUGAAAUUGUAUGCACAACACAAACCUCUUCUCCUAUAAAAUUAAUGCAAAAUCGAUUAGGCUUUAUGAAACCAAUACCAAAAUUUGAUAGUGGUGAAAAAGUAAGAAAAAACAGUAUACAAGGAAGUGGAGCAAGUGCAAGUGAAUCUGAAGAUGAUAGUAAAAGAGUAAUUUGCACUAAUACCAAUAAUACAAGAAAUGAUUUAAUACCAUUAAUUCAAACUGCAAAGGAUACUGUGACUAAUAACAUCAAGAAUAAUUUAACAACAUCAAAAGUAGGACAGAAGAGACGUAUUCUAAUUUCAGAAUCUGCAAGAAAACUAGCAGAGGCUAGAAAGGAGUUUCAGUUAAAGCAUGAAAAUAAAACUCCAGAUAGAAGCAAACUUACAAUGUAUGAUUUAAUAUAUUAUAAUCCUGUCACUAAUCCUAUGAAAAAAUCUAAGGAAUCUACAGUGACAACAAGAAAAACUAUAGAAUACCUACCUGAGGAAUUUCAAGAAGAAGAAGAAAAUGAAGAUGAUCCAUCAUCUGCAAUGCCUGUACCUCAAGUAAAAGUUGGACCUAAUGGUCAGUUAAUCAUAGAUGAACAAAGUCUUGUUAUAGAACAAACAAAUGCAAAAAAAAGUAGGGAAGUAUUAUCAAAGGAAGCUAUUAUUGAUGAUGAUAAUAGUGGGAAUGGCUUUUAUAAAAAACGUCAAAAAAGUAAAGAGUGGUCUAAAUUGGAAACAUUAAAAUUUUAUAAAGCAUUAAAUACAGUUGGCACAGAUUUCUUAUUGAUGCAAAGUCUUUUUCCAAAUAGAACAAGGCAAGAAAUUAAAAUAAAAUUUAAGAAAGAAGAAAAAGUAAACAGAAACUUGGUUGAAAAGGCACUUGCAUAUCAUCAAGAAUUUGACACUGAAAUUCUAGAAAAAUCAUUAGCCACGUUCGAAAGUUCAGAAGAAAAAGGGUUCGUUACACAAGAGAAACGAAGACAACAGAAAGGAAAAGACAAAAAGAAUAUAAAAUCAAAGAGAAGACGAAAAUCUAGAAUCGUAGCAUCUAGUAUUGCAGAAAUGGAUAUAUCAGACAAAGAAGAUGAAGAAGAAUAUGGUUUGAACUUAAUGGUACAUAAAGAAAAUACUAAAAUAAAUUGUGAAUACCAAGAAACAUUGAAUAAUGUCGAUAAAAAAAUGUCAAAAGAGAAGAAUAAGCUGUCAGAAAAAUCACUGAUUGAAGUAGAUGAUGUAGAUUCAUUAAGUUCAUACAAUGGUCCCGAUAGUGAUACAGAAGUUUAUAAUGUAAAACCAACAAGAUCUGGAAGAUUUCCAAAAGUAAAGAAAUUGCAAGGGCCAGAUAUAAAUACACUUGAUAAUGAAGAAUUAGAUUGUCUUCAUGGUGAUAAAAUUACAAUGUCACCGGAAGAAAAUGCAAAAGUUGCAGAGAAUUUAUUUUUUGACAAUACUAAUGUUGAUUCAGAAUCUCAUCACACAAAUUCAAUUAAAACAGUCAUACCAAAUAUCGCUGAUGUAGAACCAGGAUCUUUGGUUAUUUUAUCCAAGGAAUCACCAGAGGAACCUGGUAAAAGUGUUUUACAAGUUUACAUGGUUAGUUCCGACGUUAAUUCUCAAGAUAUCGAAAAAUCCAAUAUUACACCUGUAAAUAUAUCACCAGAACUUUUAGCAACGGUAACUGCUAAAUUAUCAAAUGUUGAAUCAGUUCCAGUAAAAAAGCAAUGUGAAUAA